Messenger RNA from Motacilla alba alba, 1773 nucleotides. RefSeq names its product regulatory factor X8 (gene RFX8). The transcript has 16 exons. Gene Ontology annotation, biological process: regulation of transcription by RNA polymerase II. The record is from RefSeq and is a predicted model, not a curated record. Gene Ontology annotation, molecular function: RNA polymerase II cis-regulatory region sequence-specific DNA binding; DNA-binding transcription factor activity, RNA polymerase II-specific. Lineage: Eukaryota; Metazoa; Chordata; Aves; Passeriformes; Motacillidae. The coding region runs from base 1 to 1674 and encodes 557 amino acids.
AUGGCUUAUUUCGGCCCCACCUCCCUCACCUACCUCCCCGUCCUCCAGUGGCUAGCUGAUAAUUUCUAUUUGUGUGGAGGAUGCACUGUACCCUGUCGGCUACUAUAUGAGCUGUAUAUUGAAACCUGCAAUCCAGAUUUCAAGAUUCAAGUACAUCCAUCCACCUUUGGAAAGCUUAUUCAGUUAGUUUUCCCAGGCCUGGUGACAAGAAAGCGGACCACAGCAGGGAGCAUCAGAUAUCAUUAUGAUGGAAUAGCUAUCAAGAAGGAGUCUUCCUUUUAUGCACGUUUUUGCUGUCUUCUGUAUGAACAAAAUUAUCUCAGGCACUGCUCUCCGGGGGAAGUGAGCAUUUCUGAUGUGCAGCCAAGCACCAGAAGUUCCUGGAGUUCUGAAAAUGCAGCUGAUUACAAGAAGAAUAGACAAAAAAAAGGAACAAGUCAGAAUUUGCAGUAUUAUCCAUCUGUCAUUUAUCUGAAGACUGAACAAGAGACAUUUCAUUACCUUUCUCCUGAUUUCAACCAGUUCUUCUUUGGAGAACAAGCACAAAGUGAGACAUACCCCUAUGAACUGAUUGCACUGCUUGCCAAUGACUACUACAACUAUUGUCAAGUUAUUUUACAAAUGGUGAGAGAGACCAAGCUUGACAAGGUGGAAGAUUGUAUCAUGUCAUUCUGGACAUCUCUGCAGCCUGAAAGAAUAGAAUUGAUGUGCCUGCCAGAUGUAUGCCAGCUGUUAAAAAGCUAUGAUAGGUAUCUAUUCAAGGAAUUGGAGAACAUCCUACUUCCUGAUUUCCUGGAGGAGGUGCCUGCACAGCACAUAGACUCAAUCAGAUCAUUCAGUGAAAAUAUUAAAUGUUGGAUGCUUAAUCCUUUGGGAGGUUUUCCAUUACUGCUUCAAACAUCCAAGUCUAAUGAAGCUAAAGAGUUUGUAAAAAGGCUCAGGAGACAGACAGACCUUUGCAACAUGGUCAAGACAGUAAGAGCACUCUUGAACAACAACAGCACAGUCACUGUUCUGAGAUCAGGCUUGCAUGCCAUCUUCAAUGAGAAAUCUCUGGAUGUGACUAAAGACCUCUUUCAAGAGAAGUUCAGGAAUCCAAAGAAGCGGCAGAAAAACAUACAAUUAAAAUGUUUGAAGAACUUCAUUUCUUCACUGACAUCUUCCACAGAUAUUCGGGAUCUCCUGAGCUGUUUGUCUUCAGAUCUCCAGACUUUUGUUAUUAAGCCAAGCAAGAGUAAAGAGGCAUUUAAAGAGCAGGCAUCAGAUUUCAUGUUGAAAUGGAACCUCCUACUGAGCAAUGUAGGCAAGAUUCUGACCAUCAACAGGACAGACAGUUUUGGAUCCUGGCUUUUGCUGAAUAUGCUGCUUGUUGAUUUUGCGGCUCACAUUUUCCAGUCCUAUAUAGAAGAGGAGAAGGAAGAAGGAAAUGCCUUGGUUGCAAAGCAAAAUGAGGUCCCUGUUCUGUGUGUUUAUGAGCCCAGCCAUCUCUCAGCCUGUUUUGCUGAGGAAGAACCUCAAGCCAAUGCUCCACAGACAGCUCUUGUGAUGCAGAACCAGAGUAACUUUGGAUUAAGCAAUGCUUUCCAGAGUUCUGAGUUGUUUGGUGAACACAGCCACUGUCAGCAAGCACAUCCAGAUAAUUUAGGAAGAGAAAAUUAUUAUAUCAUGUACUAAGUUGGAUCUUCAAGUUGGAAAGGAAACAUUUCUUACUCAAAAAGAUGAAAUUAUAUUUCUUUGCCUCCAAAGAACCGCAAAUCUUCAGAGAAAAGCAUC